This is a messenger RNA of Tetrahymena thermophila SB210, 975 nucleotides long. RefSeq lists its product as hypothetical. The transcript has a single exon. Lineage: Eukaryota; Ciliophora; Oligohymenophorea; Hymenostomatida; Tetrahymenidae. The record is from RefSeq and is a predicted model, not a curated record.
AUGUCUUAAAAUUUUUAUUAAAUAAAUAUCCAUAACAUGAACAAUGUCUAAAACUAUAAUGCAAUCAAUGAAUCAAGCGAUCCUUUAUAAUAUAUAGUCUAUCCUUCGAGAUAGGAUCAUAUUGUUUCGCCUUAAAAUACAAAAAUGGAUGAUAAAGAGUAAGUUAAAGUUAAUUAUUUUAAGAGAAAAAGCUCAAGCAUUACUAAAUCACCAGACGCAAGCAGCCAAUAAAAUACAAGAUGGACAUCUAAGUAAUUUUAAGAUGAUUUCCUUUCUGAAGAUUAGAGUGAUGAAGAAAAAGCAGAAGUGAGAUCUAAAGACUCGCACUUUAAGAAAAAGAUAAAUUUUCAAAGGAAAUUAUCCAUUGAAAAAAUGAAAAGUAGCCCUGAAAAUCAUGAAAAAAGGAGCUUAUGUUCAUAAGAAGUUGAAGACGAAGAAAUUUUUGACAAAGGUAAUUAAGAUGAUAAUGAUUUAAGCAGUAUAGAAGCUGAAGAUGGUUUUGAAUUUUAAAAUGAAGAAAGCCUUUAAAACAAACUGAAAGAAGUUCCUACUUGCAAAAUGAUUCCUUGCAAUAAUUAGGAUAAUGAUAGACAAAUUAAAAGUCUACGAGAGCUACCAUCGCAAACUCUUUAAAAAUAAAAUUUCCUUCUUGGAGAAAAAAUACCCAAUUAUUUUGGGGGUUAUGAUAUGAUGGAAGAUGGAUUUGACGAAAUAGAUGAAAAAGCUGACAUCAGCAAAGACAGUAUCCUAAAUCAUAGAAAAAAAUUAUAAGUAAAUCCAAUAUUUCACUGUGAUGAAGUUAGAUUAAGAUUUAGAGUAGAUUCUUAUAACACAGGUGAUGAAAACAUUUAUUGCUAAGAAAACGAUGACAUAAUAGUGAAAAACAUAGAAUAAUUAAAAAAAAAUCAUUAAAAAUUAAAAGAAAAUAAGUUAAAAGACAAGGCAUAAUAUCAUAAAUCCUGUAUCAAUUUAUGA